Capsaspora owczarzaki ATCC 30864 is the source of this 1941-nucleotide messenger RNA. RefSeq lists its product as hypothetical. Gene Ontology annotation, molecular function: protein binding. Bases 1 to 1941 code for a protein of 646 amino acids. The record is from RefSeq and is a predicted model, not a curated record. Gene Ontology annotation, cellular component: plasma membrane. The transcript is spliced from 8 exons. NCBI's taxonomy places the organism in Eukaryota, Filasterea, Ministeriida, Capsasporidae.
AUGACACCCAAAGGUUUUGCUGUUGGUCUGCUUCUGCUGUUUUGCGCUCUGCACCAAGCCCAAUUGGCACAAGCAGACAAUGCCUGCGACGUGUGCAGUUGUACAGGAACGACGGUCGAUUGCGCUUUCAGAUUGCUCUCAGCCAUUCCAAGCGAAGUUCCCGUAGCCACGACGCUGCUGAGGCUGAACAAUAACCAAAUCACCAGCAUUCCCGCUAACGCAUUCACAGGCCUAACUGCGCUGACACAACUGGAGUUGCACACCAACGCCAUCACCGAAAUUUCCGCAAGCAUGUUCACAGGCUUGAGCUCGCUGACACAACUUUACCUGUUUCUGAACAAGUUCACCACCAUUCCUGCAAACGCAUUCACAGGCCUGACUCAGCUGAGUUCUCUCGAUCUAUCCUACAACCAGAUCGUCAGCAUUUCUGCAAAUGCAUUCUCAGACCUGAGCUCGCUGACACAAUUACUUCUGAACUACAACCAGAUCACCAGCAUUUCUGCAAGCACAUUCACAGGCCUCGCCGUGCUGACGAGAUUGGCCUUGAAUGACAAUCCCUUCACCACAUUGCCACCCGGUCUGUUCAAGGGCUUGCCGAAUGGCUUGUAUUUGACGUAUCGUUUGUUCCAAUAUGCCCAACCGCUGCGAUCCAACAACUUUACCUUUGGUGGGAACACUGUCGCUCCGCCCAGCACAUACGGCAGUGUAUCCGAACCAAACAGUAAGUUCCGCGGCGACUGCAAUCCUGCUGUGCUCAUAUCGCUGACAAGUUGCUAUGAGGGCUAUGGCAUGAUGAGUGGGUCCUGCGUUCCGCUCGCCUCCAUCGCUUCGGUCGCGUCCACGCAAUCUGCCUCGGCUGCCUCUGUUGCUUCCAUCGCUUCGGUCGCGUCCACACAAUCUGCCUCGGCUGCCUCUGUUGCCUCUCUUGUUUCCGCUGCAUCGACGCUGUCGGCGUCCUUUGCUUCGCUUGCUACGGCAUCUUCUGCCUCUAUCGCAUCUGCUGCAAGCGCGUCGUUUGCCUCUGCUGCUUCCGAUGUUUCUGCUACUUUGGCAUCUGCUGCUUCCCGCGCUGCUGCGUCAUCCGCGUCAAUCGCAUCACAAAUGUCCGCAUCAGCCGCCUCCGAUGCUUCCGCUAUUUCGGCCUCCGUUGCUUCCCUUGCUACUGCGGCUUCUGCAUCUCAGGCGUCUGCAUCUGUCGCCUCUGAUGUUUCCGCCACCUCGGCGUCCUUUGCUUCCAUCGCGUCUGCAUCUUCAGCUUCCAUUGCUUCACUCGCUGCUGCAUCUUCAGCGUCAAUUGCAUCUGCUGCCAGCGCGUCGUACGCAUCUCUCGCUUCAGACGUUUCCGCCACCUCGGCGUCCUCUGCUUCUCUCGCUGCUGUGCCCUCAGCGUCAAUUGCCUCACAGGCGUCCGCAUCCGCCGCCAGCGCCUCAUCUGCAUGGCAGACGUCUGCUGCAUCUGCUGCUUCUGCUGCGUCCAAUGCUCCAAACGAGUCGAGCGAUGCAGCCUCUUUGCCGAUUAUUCUCGGAGUCAUUGGUGGCCUGCUAGCUCUCCUCUUGCUGGUUGCGCUGUUGGCGGCGUUUCGGCGUCGUCGCUCUAGUACGGCCAUCAAACUGCGCGAAUCUUCCGAACCGACGUACCAAUCUGUUGAUCGCAGCGCCACUGCAUCACACGUUGCGAAUCCAACCUACGAACCUUUGUCUGCUUCCGGUACUCAUUCGUUGUACGAAGAUGUCGGCUCAACGCGCCCGGCUACUGUUGGUGCAUCGGAACUGCUGUAUGCCGAAGCAUUCGCUUCCGGGGUGCAGUACGCCGACCCCUCGCUCCCCAAUCCCUCGUCUGUUCGUGCGCUGCCCGCGUCCUCGCCAACCAUUUACUCGGCGGUCGCCGAUGCACCUUCUGAAAAGAUCGGCGAUGUCAAUUACGCGUUGAUAGCAAAGUAG